CUUACUAUCACAACCAGAAGAUGGGCCUUCUUCUUCCUCUUCUUCUUUCGGUGUGUGGUUUUGACUGACUGUCUGCUCUUUUUCUCUCUCUCUCCACCAAAACCAAACCCAAAAUCUUUACUUUAACCACAAUCUCUCUCUCUUCAAGACCUAAACUUUGGCGAUCCAUUCUCCUGGCCGGAUCCAUCCUCAUCUGGGUUAGGAAUUUUACUUUCAGUUUUGAUCAAGUUUCUACUACAAUCUUGGUAAUUUAGUGAUCUGAUAUAUUGAAUUCGAAAGAGGAAUAUUGAGGACAUCUUUGUAGUUUGAGCCAAUGGCUUCAGUAAGUGUAGCUCCUUCUGGGGCAGUAAGAGAAUCCAGCGGCAAUGUAGCUGGUGUUGAUAAGUUGCCUGAAGAAAUGAAUGACAUGAAAAUUAGAGAUGAUAAGGAAAUGGAAGCAACCAUUGUUGAUGGCAAUGGGACAGAGACAGGUCAUAUAAUUGUCACUACUAUUGGUGGAAAGAAUGGCCAGCCAAAGCAGACUAUAAGCUAUAUGGCAGAGCGUGUUGUUGGUCAUGGAUCUUUUGGAGUUGUUUUCCAGGCAAAGUGCUUAGAAACUGGGGAGACAGUUGCUAUAAAAAAAGUUCUCCAAGACAAGAGGUACAAGAAUAGGGAGUUGCAAACCAUGCGACUUCUUGACCACCCCAAUGUAGUGUCCUUGAAGCACUGUUUCUUCUCAACCACUGAGAAAGAUGAGCUCUAUCUUAAUCUUGUUCUUGAGUAUGUCCCUGAGACAGUCCAUCGUGUGAUUAAACACUAUAACAAGAUGACCCAAAGGAUGCCCUUGAUAUAUGUUAAACUCUAUUCUUAUCAGAUAUGUAGAGCUCUUCAUUACAUUCACAACAGCAUUGGUGUUUGUCACAGGGACAUAAAGCCUCAAAAUCUGUUGGUCAAUCCACAUACUCACCAACUCAAACUAUGCGACUUUGGAAGUGCUAAAGUCUUGGUGAAAGGGGAACCAAAUAUAUCUUACAUCUGUUCUAGAUACUAUCGUGCACCUGAGCUUAUAUUUGGGGCAACUGAGUACAGCACAGCCAUCGAUAUCUGGUCUGCUGGAUGUGUCUUAGCUGAACUUAUGCUUGGUCAGCCUCUAUUCCCUGGGGAAAGUGGAGUUGACCAGCUUGUUGAGAUAAUUAAGGUUUUAGGCACCCCAACAAGGGAGGAAAUCAAGUGCAUGAAUCCUAACUACACAGAGUUCAAGUUUCCCCAAAUCAAAGCCCAUCCAUGGCACAAGAUAUUCCACAAGCGCAUGCCCCCAGAAGCUGUGGAUCUUGUUUCAAGGCUACUACAAUAUUCUCCUAACCUUCGAAGCACCGCCUUGGAGGCUUUAGUUCAUCCAUUUUUUGAUGAGCUUCGUGACCCUAACACCCGCCUGCCAAAUGGACGUUUCCUCCCUCCAUUAUUCAACUUUAAGGCACAUGAACUGAAGGGUGUACCGGCGGAGAUGUUGGUAAGGCUGAUUCCAGACCAUGCUAAAAAGCAGUGUGGCUUCCUUGGAUCGUCGUCGUAAUUAUAGGGUGUCAUCGAAGUUGUAGUUGGUAUCCACUCUGCUCUGCUCCUCGCAGUAGCGUUCUUGUAGAGAAAAAUAGCCGAGUGUUCUUCUUAUCUAAUUUGAUCAAAUCAAAAGUAAAGCUAGCUGGGGUAUCUGUUUUUCUUUUGUUCAUUUGUUGGUACACACAUCUAUUAUAUUACAUUCAUACUUUUAUUUAUAUAUAUGGUAGAAGGCAGAUUAAGAAAGGUUCUCUGCUCUUUUUAAAAGAACA
Messenger RNA from Humulus lupulus (European hop), 1802 nucleotides. Its product is annotated as glycogen synthase kinase-3 homolog MsK-3. Gene Ontology annotation, molecular function: protein serine/threonine kinase activity; ATP binding. Gene Ontology annotation, biological process: protein phosphorylation; signal transduction. Gene Ontology annotation, cellular component: cytoplasm. NCBI's taxonomy places the organism in Eukaryota, Viridiplantae, Streptophyta, Magnoliopsida, Rosales, Cannabaceae. Bases 314 to 1549 code for a protein of 411 amino acids. The transcript has 13 exons. The record is from RefSeq and is a predicted model, not a curated record.